Molecule: messenger RNA, 10916 nt
Organism: Ictidomys tridecemlineatus (thirteen-lined ground squirrel)
Lineage: Eukaryota; Metazoa; Chordata; Mammalia; Rodentia; Sciuridae
Gene: Klf12
Product: KLF transcription factor 12
Biological process (GO): regulation of transcription by RNA polymerase II
Molecular function (GO): DNA-binding transcription factor activity, RNA polymerase II-specific; RNA polymerase II cis-regulatory region sequence-specific DNA binding
Source: RefSeq, a predicted model, not a curated record
CACUCCCCUGUCCUUGGGGUAGGAAAAGUCUUCCACCUCCUCAGGUUUAAAGACCUUCAGCCUGUCCCCAGAACGCAGUGUUCUCAUCUGUAGUGUUCAAGGGUGCUGGAGUGUGCCCUGCCAUCGGACCUGGGAGCCUGUGGGUGGGCGCACAGAUGAGGAGUCUGGGAUCAAUGUGACUCUAGAAACAAAUGGAUGAAUGAAUAUCCAUAUGAAGAGGAAAACAAUAAAGAAUAUCAACACCUUUGAGAACAGAAUGUUAAUGCUUGAUGGGAUGCCGGCAGUCAGAGUCAAAACAGAGCUUUUGGAAUCUGAACAAGGGUCUCCAAACGUCCACAACUACCCCGAUAUGGAAGCUGUACCCCUGUUGCUAAAUAAUGUGAAAGGGGAGCCCCCGGAGGACUCAUUAUCCGUCGAUCACUUCCAAACACAAACUGAGCCAGUGGACUUGUCAAUAAACAAAGCCAGGACGUCCCCCACUGCCGUUUCAUCCUCCCCAGUUUCCAUGACAGCAUCCGCCUCCUCACCUUCUUCCACUUCAACCUCUUCAUCUUCAUCUAGUCGUCCAGCCUCAUCCCCAACUGUUAUAACAUCAGUAUCUUCAGCAUCGUCUUCGUCAACAGUAUUAACUCCAGGACCCCUUGUUGCCUCUGCGUCUGGCGUGGGAGGCCAGCAGUUUUUGCACAUUAUCCAUCCUGUACCGCCUUCAAGUCCCAUGAAUUUACAGUCUAACAAACUGAGUCACGUUCACCGCAUCCCCGUGGUGGUACAGUCGGUGCCUGUUGUCUACACAGCUGUACGGUCACCUGGAAAUGUGAACAACACUAUCGUCGUGCCGCUUUUGGAGGAUGGGAGAAGCCAUGGCAAAGCACAAAUGGACCCCCGAGGCCUAUCUCCCAGACAAAGUAAAAGUGACAGUGAUGACGAUGACCUGCCAAAUGUGACCUUAGAUAGCGUUAAUGAAACUGGAUCUACGGCCCUUUCCAUAGCCAGAGCAGUCCAAGAGGUACAUCCGUCCCCAGUCUCAAGGGUCCGGGGAAAUCGAAUGAAUAAUCAGAAGUUUGCUUGUUCAAUUUCACCAUUUAGUAUUGAGAGCACAAGACGCCAGAGACGGUCCGAAUCCCCAGACUCCAGGAAACGACGUAUCCACAGAUGUGAUUUUGAGGGAUGCAACAAAGUGUACACAAAAAGUUCUCACCUGAAGGCUCACCGGAGGACACAUACAGGAGAGAAACCCUACAAGUGUACCUGGGAAGGCUGCACCUGGAAGUUUGCGCGCUCCGACGAACUGACGCGGCAUUACCGCAAACACACGGGAGUGAAGCCCUUCAAGUGCGCGGACUGUGAUCGCAGCUUCUCCCGGUCAGACCACUUGGCCCUGCACCGCCGGAGGCACAUGCUGGUGUGAGGACCGCUCGCUGUCCAGCUGGGCGGAAGAGCUGGAUCUCUUAGCGGCACCCAAUUCAGCAGGGCUGAAUUCCCUUCACAGUGUUAACUCAAAAGGGCAUCACCAUCCCACGAUGUCUGAAAUCAGAGCAGGAACAAGAAGGAACACUUCUUUCGGUCUGAAGGUAACCCCCACCUUGACUACGCGAGAGACGGCUUCACCCUGACAUGGGAGUUCAGCCACAAAAAUGCUGAAGAGACAGGCAUUGAUUGUUUUCCGUGCUGUGUCCUCUGCCAUUUACAGAUGUUUGUAGCUUGUACAUUUUCUGAGCUGUCAGACAGUUUUGUUAUUGAGAUCGUAAAGGUCAUCUACCACAAAUUGAUGGCUAGAGCAAUUUGGAUUUGGAUGAUUUUUUCAAUUUGGAUGAUUCUCUCAUCAUGCCCCCCCCACUACCCCCCACCCCACCUUUAACCCCCUUUUACAAAAAAAAAAAAAAGAUUAGUUCUUAGCUAAGUAAGCUAGAACCCACAUCCAGUCUGUUACCAGCAAGCAGCAUGAAAGUGGGAAGGAAGAAAUUGUUGGAGAGGUUCCAUUACCUGAAAAUAAAGGCCCUGGAUUCAAGCAGGCCCUUGCAAUAGCGAUGGCAGCAACUAGAUGUCCCUCGCAACUUGUCAUCAUGCCAUGCCCUGAAGAAAACCAACAUUGAAUCUCUCAUUUGUUUGUCGUUGAUUGUUUCUGUUUCGUUCGAUUCUGUUUUGUUCAUCUGUUUGAGCAGAGGGGCAGCGACAUUUCAGUUGAAGUCUAGUCCUGGUCUCUGCCCUGGCACGGACUGGCACCAAGGUGUUCUGUAGUUGAAUAGGAAGAGCCUGUCUAAAAAAACCUACUGCCCCACUUCAAAUCGCAGUGUUCUGUCACCUAGGCAUCAUCUCUUCCUGCCCCCAGUGUUUGAUUACAAGGAAUCAGGGGAAAAAACUUUCUUAGACACACUGGCACCAACGUAAGAGGUGGGGCUGCCCAGGCAAAGUCAGUGAACAUGAAAAAUCAGACAAAGCAGAGAUGGAAAUAAUGCACCCCUUGAGGAGAAAAGCAAUAAUGAAUAAAAAGGACUUUCCCACAAUAACUUCACUGAGGACUCACGUUACCAGUUUUCAUACUUACUAAAGGGAUUGUAAAAAACACCCCAGCAUUUUAGGUGUCUUGGUUACAUUUACGGCACUGAGGUAAUCUUUCUGCUGCUGUUUGUCCUGCUCGGUUGAGUAUCACAAUUAAAGAUUAUGCUCCCCCCUUUCUUGUUUGAAAACAGUUAUUUGGUGACUAGAAAGGCAACAGAGGCACAGCCAGGAAUUAGCUCCUCAGUUAAUGGGUCAGUUCUUGGAAUUGAGUCGGUGGAAAGGGAAUGGUCCCGCCCAAGGCCUGCCAUGGUGCUAAGUUUCCUCUGUUGGAGAGCCACGGAUAAGUCUCUCCAAUAGGUUCUUCUGUACAUUUCAUUUUCUAAACUGUACCAGGACCCACUGGUCCUGCAUUGGCAUCUGCAGGGAUAUUGAACCUACUCAUCCUGUCACGAGGAUGAGAGGAAAGUAGAAUCCCGCCAACCCCCUAAAAUUGUGAACCUUUUGCAACUAGCAAAGCAUACAGGAAACAAAGCAAUACAUCAUCAACAAGCAGUCUUUCAGAAAAAUUAGCAUAUUUUUGUCCCCACUAAAAGACAUUUUCCUACCCAGCUUUAUGUGGCUAAGGGGCUUGUUGAGAUUUUUUUGUUGUUGUUGAUGUUGUUGGUAUUGUCAUUAGGACUUUUUAUAGCUUAGAUAUAAAAGGUCUCCAGCACAGACCUUUGCAAUAUAUUUUAAUUACAGACACUUGAUUUGGGGAAUUGCACAAAUUAACCUCACAAUAUUUCUAGCUCAUUUUUAAAUGUUUGAACAUUCUGAAAUAGUUGCCGGUGACAAAAUUAUUCUUUUUAGGAUCAUCUUCUAAUUCAGAUAAUCUUAUUCUGAUGAAGCAAGAACUAUGAACAUUUCAACAAGGACAAUUUGUGUUAGAUGGUAUUAAAAGAAUUUUAACAAAUGAUUGAAGCAACAGUGUAAAGAGUUUCAGGUCAAAUUCUGACUUCAAAAAUAUGUGUUCUCUGUUUUCUGCCAGGCCUGAAAAACACAUCGGGCAAUUUCCCUCCAACAAGGGCUGCAGUUCUAUUGAUAAAUAGCUUCUUUAGCUACACAAUCUGCUACCCACCAACCAGUGGGUUUUCUACCAACUGGAACAUUUUUUAUCUGUACUGUAUGCAACUCACUUCUCAUUGCCUGUGACCAUUCAGAAUAGAAAAAGGUUUCUUGAUGCAUGCCAGCACUGGUCCGUGGCAAAGAACAGAGAGGGGCUAAAACAGCCAUGAACCCAGAACCUAGCUGGCAGGUCAGGGGAUCACUCAAGGGAAGUGUAGAUUUGAGUUAGUUCUGCCUACUCUCAAAAGAAGAGCCAGUCCAGUCUGUGUCCUCUCUCCACCAGCACCCUCUCCCCCUGCUCCCAGCAAGCAAAGUCUUGAGAGUACUGUAGGUAGGCAUGGUUUUUAGAAUUCAUUGAACUGACAGUGGAAGCUUCCUAAAUGACAGCUUGAAUUACAUUUAGCAAAGAGCUCUCUUACAACAUAGGAAAGAUGUAGGGAAGUGAGCUUUUCUCCUUACCCUCUGGUAGUGGAAAUCAGAAUGAAAUGGCGAGUUAACUGAUAAAAACCUGUCAGCAUCACACCAUCUCCCCCUCUCGACAGAGCAGUACUUCUAAGAAGGGAGCCAAGGACAAGUGAGUGAAUGAGUUCCUGAUCUACCCCAGGAACUGAAGCAUAUUGGGGGCUUGUUUUGGAAUAUAAAAAAUUCACCUUGGUGAGUUUCCCAAGGAUGUUUCCCCAUGUUAAGGAAAGUGGUUUGGGAUAGAAGGAAAUGGAAUCUGUAUAGGCAUAGAAAAGUCACCAUACCAUCCCAUGUGCAUUUCUAGCCUCUUUUGAAAAGCACAGUGCAUGAUGAACUAUAGAAAAGGGACUGAAUCCCAAAGGACUUAGCAGCUGUUCCCUAAGUAGAAACAUUCUUUGGUUUUAAAUUUGAAGCUGUUGGAUUUGCAGCUAGGGAUAUGUGCAUGGUUGGGAACUUUGAUACACACAGCUGUAAUUUUUAAGAAGCUGCAGGAGACCUGACAUUCUUUUUUUGCAUUUUAGAGAUUGAUUACAAGGGAGUUAGGGGAUUUGAAAAGUUAGGAUGUUUUAGUAGAGUCCUUUUUAGUCUGAUCUUGUUUGGAGAGAGAUUCACGCUUCCCCAUCCACCUCCAAUCUCCUCUGUCCAUUUUAUGUGGACUGUGUUGAUAACUUGUCUUAAGUUCUAUUAAGGCAUCUAGAUGGAGAUUCCUAAUGGCUUUACCAUAAAGAUUAUACUCCUGUCUUUACAAAACACAUAGGAUUUUUUGUUUAUUUGUUUUCAAAGACAAGUAAAUACCAAUAAUAUAAACCACCUUUUUUUAAAAAAAGCACUUUUUAUUCACUUUAAAGUUUAAGUGGGAAAUAGGAAGAUGAAUUGUCGGGGAAAAAAACUUAAAAAAUGCUGCAGUGUUUACAAAUGCCAGCUCUAGUUGAUUAGAAGGGCUGUUUCCAUCAUGGAUGAAAUUUGGAAUAGCUUAUGCAAAGAUUGUGUUCAUUUUGAUAUGACUUGUUUUAAUUUCAAAUCGCCAUUUGUGUUUUAAACAUAAAUAUAAUUCUGCACUUUGAAAUCAGUUCACUAGAAUAACAUGUAUAUGGAUAAAGAUGCAGUAUUCCUUAUUCUGUACUUUAUUUAUUAUACUUACCAAAGCUGCAAUUGAAUAAAUCUGGUGAGGUGAGGCCUUCAAUUGUAUUAAUAUGCCUUUGUUAUGCUGUUGUGACUGCUUAGAAAUGUAGCAGUGGUGUUGUAAUGAAGCUGUCUUAACAUGGAUAAUGAAGAUGCACAGAAUUCAAGCAGUAUCAAUGCCAGCAUCCAUGUUAUGGUCUGCAUCAAAGGGAUUGAAUAUGAGGUGACUCUGAGGAAGCAUAAUAGGCCCAGGAAGCCUUAAUUUUCAUAAUUCAUUAUCCACUCUUCAAAUUUGCUCUUUACCAAUGCCUGUCAAUUUUGGGGAGUAAAUGUAUUCUGUGAAAACAUCAUUGACCAAAUCUCUUCCUUUAGUUUUUCUGAGGUAGUGCAUUCCAUGAAAUGGUCUUUCCAAUUUGAGUCAGUUUCCUUUAGGAAAGUAAUUUGGUAAGCCACAUCUCCCAUACUUCUACUUGUCCCCACACUGCCUUCCACUUACCUGGACAGACUCCCUAACACCUGCACAUGUGUAUACGUACCUGUAUAUGCAGCUGCCAGUGAGCUAAUAAAUAUCAACAAAGAACUUUUUUAAAAGAAACAAAAUUUGUAAUAAUCCAUACUAUCUAGAAAUGUAAGUUAUUUACCUUAUUAGGGAAUCAGCUUAUAAUACUAUAUAUGACUUUGCCUGCAUUUUAUAGUUAAGAAAAUGUACAUAAAAAUUAUAAAUGCUAUAUUUUCACAGUUUCAUUAUAGAGUAAUGUCUGUUUAGCAACCCAUGUCCAUUGGUAUUUUAAAUAUGCUGAAUAUUGAGCAAUUGCAAUAGAAAUUCAGAUUUUCAUAAGAAGAUGAAAUAGAAGGAUACUGCAUCUUUAAAAAUAGAGUGAAGAUAUUUUACUGUAUACGUAACAUAUGCGAUAGUGGAAAAAAAAGUAUUUUCAAACAUGCAAAUUUUACAGAGGUUGUAAAUAGUUUGAUGAAGUAUGUCGGGGGAAAGAGCUUCUAGUUUUCAUCACAAUAAAAAAACAAAAAAGCAAAAAAAAAAAAAAAAAAAAAAAACCUUGUCCAGAUAUGCCUUGUGUAUCUUACACACAGUUAGCGAUAUUGCCAUGGGAAUCCUGUCUCACUUUGUCAGAGCAUGUUCCUUGUGCUCUGUAAUAGUGGCGUGGCCACUUGUCAUGGUUUAGCCAGGAUGGUUUAAAAUCCACUGAAGUCAUUUUAAGUUCCUACAGACACACCGAUUCCAAACUCACAAUGUCUUUUCCUGAAAAAGGGAAACAGCUACACAAAAUUUUACUUGUGCUAAAGAGGAGCAUCUGGUGAUUGUUCUGUCUUCUCAGUUAUCUUCCUCCUCAACAAACUGGUUCUUGAUCAAGAAAACCAUACAAGUAUUUAUUCUUAUUGAAUUCGAGAGGGAUUGCUUUUCAGUGUAGCUCAUGUUGACAAGAUUAAGUGCUGUGGAAAUGGCUACAUGCUCAACGAAUCUAUACUGGCAUUAGAAAUAAGCUAAUGCCCAUUUUUAGAAAUGAACUAAAUGCUGAAAGUGCCUGUCAAUAAUCAUGACCAAUGAGAUAUUCCUAUACUUUUACACAGCAAUAAUUCUUCAUCAGACUGGGUUUUUUCCUGCACAUUUUGAAAACAUACACAUAGAGUAAAUGUAUGCAUGUAAUAUAUUGAAUCUGUUCACAUACCCAUGAGGGGAGAACUUUUGUGUCUUUUAAGUAUACCUUAAUCUUCUUUGCAGUUAACAUUUCUCAAUCUGAGUUUCCUUACUUGAAGGAUGUACAAAUGCAAUUAUGAGCAUCAGGUUAUCAUCAAUGUACACUAUGGCAUAUGGCAAUUAUAUUUUUCAGAUGAAAAAUUAUACUUUUCAGAUUAAAAACUUGAUUGUGAUUUUCCCCAAACUUAAGAAACAGUAUGUAUGGCUCAAAAAUUUUUGCUCAGUUAAAAAUACCAAUGUAUUUAAAGCAAAACACUGAGGGAUAUUUGUCUGCUUAAUUUAUCCACUCAUAUCAAAUGCACAAAUCUAUCUUUAUACUUAUUCACUCCCUUUUCCUAAUAUUUCCUGUUUUCAUUUAAGAACCAUUUGGGGAUGAAUACUGACAAAAUCAUUUGUCCCCCAAAAGUCUACUGAAGUACUGUUGAUACUUGGUAAGCCUCGCCUUUAACCAAUUUUGCAGUUAGUCCUGAAAAUUGCUUGAUCCACAUCCAGAAGUUCACUAGUUUUUCCUAAAAUUAUUUUACUGCUAAAAGUGGAGUCGUGGAUAUCAAUGUACAGCGAACCCUGGAAAUUCUCCAACCUUGCCAUCCCAGAGCACAAAUUCACCCAAACAAGCUGUUGAGGCUAUCAGCAAAAUUAUACUCUUUCAGAGCCAAACAUUUACUAAAAGUAAUUUUAAAAGUAUGAGUGAUUAAACCCUCAGGCAGUGUAGACAACCGCGAUGGACAGCAAUCUCCAGGCCCAGACCACAGGCCUACAAAACCAUCGGCUGUUUUUUCCUCCAAGUUUUAGACAGGAGGAAAGGAAGAAGGAAAUGCACCAGGAUAGAGGAUGAAAUAACCAAUUAAGUUUCAAAGAAAGGCUGCUGAGUUCCUUAGUCCCACUGACAUCUUCUGAUUGGGCUUCAUUCCACAUGGUGUCGGCAAGUACUAAAAUAUCUUCAAAGUGCAAAAAUUCAGCAAACCAUGGCAAGAAUAACUAUUCUUUCUUAAACACUACAUGCCAAGCACUGUGCUAGGCGAUUUUUAGACACAUUACCUCUAAUCUGUAUGAUGAAUUCACAUAUUAUGAAUGGGAAACUGAGGCACAAGUGGGUUGCUGAGACACCUGUGUAUAAACACACACACACACACACACACACAAAAUGUAAAUGGCAGAGUGGAGAUGUGAAGCCACCUCUCUCUGGCUCUGAAACCCGUAUCCUUUCCACUGUACCUCACUGCACAUGUUUCCAGCAACCACCUUUUCAUACUCCCAAUUAAGUUUUAUUAUAGAUACUCUGCACAAGUAUUUAUCAUUUUGCAAGUAAAAUAUCAGGAUAUGAUGAUUCAUGAUUUGACGAUGGUGCAGAGUGUUUGAAAUCAGCCCUCUCCUGGAAAUUUAUGAAGGAUCAUUAUAAACAAAUAGCAGCCACCAGAUGUCUCUCUGACUUGUCACUUUAUUCCCAAAUGUUUGGCCUGGAGCUCCAGAAUUAUUAAAACCCCUCCUUACUUAGUAACAUUUUAGCCCAAGAUGGUUUUUCCCAGUUCUACACAUUUCUUUGUAUCUAUAGCAAAUGCCUGCUAGAGUCUGCUUACGGUGGGUUGGAGACGCUCACCUCCAUGGAGCUAGUUAAUACCAGAGCCUGCUCUUGCAGGUGUUAAUGGGGUGGCAAUCACAAACAUUGAGAUGAUGAUCAAUGGUUGAUUCCUUUUCAGUUUUCUCUCUUAACGGCACUGCCUUGGAAUGUUUUAAAUAGUCUUAUAAAUAAUUUGUUUAUAGUAUUGUUGUUAGCUUAAUUGAGUUUUAUGUGAGAAGCUGUCCAACAUCAGAGAAAUAAAAUCCCUACCCUCUGUAUAAAGCAAGGUCUCUGACAGUAUUGAUUCAUGGAAAUACUAAUGGACUUCAAAAACAUUAAGAGAAUGUCAUUUCUCAUAGUGUUUCUGUUUCUGAAAAUGAAUCUCCUGAAUUAUGAUCUUUCUCCCUGUUAGUUGGCUGGGGGAAGAGAUAAAACCUGCAUUAACAAAUUCUGAAAGCAAGUGUUCUGUGCACACAACCUAUUGCAGAUGGGGCCUCUUCUCAGUUAAUUGGGUUUCACCAGCAAUAAUUUCCCAAUGACAAAACAACCACUUUAAGUGAGUUGAAAGAGAUGAAAGGUAGAAACAGUCACAUCAAUACUUUUUCUUUUUUGGAUUUCAUCUCUAGAAAUUUGCAGCAUUUCAGACAUCGGAGUCUGCUCUUGGCGUAAAGCAAGGACCAGUACCUUCUGAUCUGAAUUAUUCUCUCACUUUCCCCAAAGAAGGUUAACCAAGACUUUCGCAGAGAUUCAUUUUUGUCAAGCAUGAGGUGAAUAGAAGGAUAGCAUUUGGGCCAAAAUCUAGUAACAAAAGUGUCCAAACAAUCAAAAAGUAAGAUAUUUUAGAGAUCUACUGACAUCUUCCCUUUCUGCUUAUUUCUUGCUCCGAAGAUACAAUCAUUUGACCCUACUUGGGUUUCUAGUUUUCUAUGGCAGAAUUUUGUGAUUACAUCCAACCAUAGGAUAUGUUUUGUUCCUCAAACUUUAUCACAUCGGAUGGGUAUUGUUGAACUGGGGCACUGGUGCCUAUUUGCAAGGCUCUUUCCUAUCAACUUGUCUGUCCACAAUUUGUUGUGUUUAAGGAUUCAUUUUUUUAAAAAUCACCGUCUCCCCCACGGGACAGUGGCUGUAUUGUUUUGUUCAUGUCUAUGUGGGACACAUUGCAUCACAUGGCAAACCAACUCUGUGGAUGUGCGAUAACCACUUAACAAAACCAGCUUGAAAACAUCGUCUUAUGUAUUAUGUCAUCCUGCAUCAUAAUGCAAUUAUGUGUAUCAUGAUCAUUUUUUUAAAAAAGAGAAACCAGCAAAUUCAUGUUUGUCCAUAGAAGAAUGUACUCAGAACUUUCUGUGUUUGUGAAACGAUGAGAACAGACCACCUUUAAGAUACCCACCUGCCACUUAAAAUGACUUAGUUAUAAUUAGUAGUAGUCUAGACGUUGCUCUUGGUGUGUGGGGGUCAAUUCCAAUGUCAUAUUCUCUUGAAUAAAUCUCUCAAGUCAUAUUUGAAAAAAAUACACAGGAAUAAAGACAACAUCAUCUUUGGCCAAAUCAAGCAGGCAUUUCUUUUCUUUUCCUUGACACUUAGCUCAUUAUACAUGGUGAUUAAAUCACAAGAUCUUUCUGUGUAAAAAUACAAAAACAUCCUUUAGUUUACAAAACAGUUAUUCUAGGCUUGAAGCCUCUGAACAGCAAAUUGAAUUGAUGGGCUGCGUCUGAUUCACUUGAUGGAUGUAAUUCUACAAAUAUUCCUGGGUCUCUGACCCGGGAGAGCUAGAGUGCCCAGAGGAGAACACACAAUUAAAGACUAAUCUCCCCCCCCCCAAUGAUGCUGGCAAACAAGUGUGUUGAGUUCUUAAAUCUUUGUUUGGUUUUCUGUUCAGAGUUUUAAUUGCAAAUGAAUUUAUUUCUCCAGCUUAAAGAUCUAAUUUCCUAAUAGUUUUCCUCUGCAUUUAUAUACUCUGUAGUGUUUAGGCAACCCCUGUUAUAAGUUUAUUAAUAUUAUGUAAGUGUUGUUCUUGUAUUUAUGUAUAGUGUAUGUAUUGUAAAUAUACUCAGAGCUUUUUUCCUUUUACUGUAAAAUUGUGAUUUUUUUUUUUUUUGGCCCUAUGAUAAUGUAAAGGGAGACCCUCCUAAUGAGAUUCUCUCAGAGGACGAUUAUUCCAGUCUAUUCUCAGAGAUUUAAAUGAACAAGUGUUAUCGUUUUUAAUGGUGUCUCAGACAUAUUCUGUUGGUGCAUUGCUUUUCUGUAUUCAACUUUCCUAUGAAUUGAGCUGUGAACCGAAAUAGAGUUUAAACCUUUAACUGUAUGCAUUUGUAUAAUUAUCUGAAUGAAGGCAUGAAGGUUAAAUAAAGCAUUUUGUAUGGAACAAAACUCCCUAAUUAUUACUAAGGCUGACUCAGACACUUUGGAAAUCAUAGUUAUUAACCGUUCUAAUUAAACCUUUGUUAUGAAAAGUUU